Eupeodes corollae is the source of this 923-nucleotide messenger RNA. RefSeq names its product putative gamma-glutamylcyclotransferase CG2811. Lineage: Eukaryota; Metazoa; Arthropoda; Insecta; Diptera; Syrphidae. The coding region runs from base 249 to 722 and encodes 157 amino acids. The transcript is spliced from 2 exons. Gene Ontology annotation, molecular function: gamma-glutamylaminecyclotransferase activity. The record is from RefSeq and is a predicted model, not a curated record.
UUUUAUUUGAUUUUUGUUUUAUUUGCAUAUUUUCUUCUUCCCUUGUUUUAAUUUAUCUAAAUAUUAUGAAAAACUAAAUGGUAGUUAAACAAUCUAUAAAUAAAAAUAGAAAUUUAAGAUUGUCAUUCAACUGAAGUUUUGUUUUGUUGUUAAGUAGGUGAUCCAACAGGUUACAUCCAUAUUUGUUGUUUUUAAUUAAAGUUUUACAUCGAAUUCCCAUAAUCAACAAACUCACUAAUUCUCAAGAAAUGUCUACUUCUAAGUUGAUUAAAGUUUUUGUUUAUGGCACUUUGAAAAAAUCCGAACCAAAUCAUCACUGGUUAACGACGUCCAGUAAUGGUUAUUCGAAAUUUAUUUCCUGUGGACAAACUUCCGAGAAAUUUCCACUUGUCAUAGGAACUCGUUAUAACAUUCCAUUUCUCUUGGAUAAAAAGGGAACUGGUAAUAAUAUUCAAGGAGAAAUAUAUGAAGUCGACGAAAUGAUGUUUGGCAAAUUAGACGAACUAGAAGAUUAUCCAACUCACUAUGAUCGUGAGAUUCAAGACAUCAAAACAAGUGAUGGAACUAUUGUCCCAUGUUGGUUGUAUUUGAUUCGAAACUUUCCAGAAGUAUUACUUUCACGGAAGUUCUUGACUUCAUAUACUAAUUGUAAGGAGCAACAAUAUUGCGAAAGGUCUAAACGCGAUCCAAAUAUUAAAGCAAGAAAUGAUCUUAAUUUCUAACUACUCUAAUAUCGUAUUCAUUUACAGCGAUUCUGAGGAAAUGACAAGAGAUGAAAUGUUAAAUGAUAUGGCAAUAGACUAUGAGAAUAAAAGUUAUAAAUAAAGAAGUGCAAUGAUAAAAAUUAGUUUUGAAAUACUUUAAAAGUUUAUUUUUACAGAAAUAUGUACGUUAUGAAAAUAAAUUAUUUGAAUACAAAUAUA